Acomys russatus (golden spiny mouse) is the source of this 1839-nucleotide messenger RNA. RefSeq names its product PHD finger protein 13 (gene Phf13). Bases 287 to 1189 code for a protein of 300 amino acids. The record is from RefSeq and is a predicted model, not a curated record. Gene Ontology annotation, biological process: mitotic chromosome condensation. Lineage: Eukaryota; Metazoa; Chordata; Mammalia; Rodentia; Muridae. Gene Ontology annotation, molecular function: chromatin binding. The transcript is spliced from 4 exons.
CGCCGCCGCCGCCGCCCCCUACAGUGCCUCUCCCGCCUCUCCACAGCGCCGGCCGUGGGAGCUGCAUCCUCCUCUCAGUUCGCUGUGGACACUCCAGUUCGGGAUCAGCGAGCCAGCGACGCGACACCCCGACACCCCCCAUCACCUCCAGCCCGGGCGACCCCUCCCCGGUCCGGUCCGCCCUCGCCCUCCGCGGUCCGGGAGCCCCCUGGCCCUGAGCGCCCCGCGGGCCCGCUCCCGCACUCCGGCCGCGGCACUCCCACAGCCGCCGCCCCCCACCCGGAACAUGGACUCCGACUCCUGCGCCGCCGCCUUCCACCCCGAGGAGUACUCCCCCAGUUGCAAGAGGCGCCGGACUGUUGAGGACUUCAACAAAUUCUGCACCUUCGUCUUGGCCUAUGCUGGCUACAUUCCCUACCCCAAGGAGGAGCUCCCCUUGAGAAGCAGCCCCAGCCCGGCCAACAGCACUGCUGGCACCGUUGACAGUGAUGGUUGGGACGCUGGUUUCUCUGACAUGGCGUCUUCAGUGCCCUUGCCAGUGUCUGACCGAUGCUUCAGCCACCUACAGCCUUCCCUCUUGCAGCGAGCAAAGCCCAGUAACUUCCUGCUGGACAGGAAGAAAACUGACAAGCUGAAGAAGAAGAAGAAGAGGAAGCGAAGGGACAGCGACGUGCCUGUGAAGGAGGGGUACCGGGGAAGCUUGCUAAAGCUGGAAGCUGCAGAUCCGUAUGUGGAGACCCCCACAAGUCCCACCAUGCAGCAUAUUCCCCAGGCCUCCGCUGAGCCCUGCUCAGGCUGGGACUCUGACACUCCCUCCAGUGGCUCUUGUGCUACUGUGUCACCUGAUCAGGUCAAAGAAAUAAAAACUGAGGGAAAACGGACUAUUGUCCGGCAGGGAAAGCAAGUGGUGUUCCGAGAUGAAGACAGCACGGGCAACGAUGAGGACAUCAUGGUGGAUUCAGAUGAUGACUCCUGGGAUCUCGUCACCUGCUUCUGCAUGAAGCCUUUCGCCGGUCGCCCCAUGAUCGAGUGUAACGAGUGCCACACCUGGAUUCACCUGUCCUGCGCCAAGGUCCGCAAGUCCAACGUCCCCGAGGUAUUUGUCUGCCAGAAGUGCCGGGACUCCAAGUUUGAUAUCCGUCGUUCGAAUCGCUCCAGAAUGGGCUCCCGGAAGCUGUUCCUGGACUGAUCGGAGCUGUCGAGGAGACAGGCGGGACUGGAAGGACCUGGGCUCUGUGGCCUCCUCAGUUGAACACAGAACUCCCAGCUCUGGUGCAGGCAGACCCUGCCACUCAGGUGCCUAAGCAAAGGACAAGCCGUCCAGAUAGAACUGUACAUAGCUAGUGAGCAGUCAAAACGUCAGAGCUGCUGCUCCAGCUGUGUUCUCUGAGUUGGAGGCAGACUGAGCACCAGGUCUGCUUCAGCCAAGAGUGAGGGCGCACAGCCAUUGUUAGCCAGCCCCUGCUCUAGGGAGCCGAUGCUGGCUCUCAGUUCUGUCUCCUCUGUGCUUGGGGGUGCAGUUGUUCUGUUUCCCUGGCCUGUGUUUAUUCUCCAGUGUUGGUCUUUUAUCACAAGUGUCUAUACAGCAGCCGUCCAAGUUGCCCUCCCCUAUGUGGUCUCACUGCCCCUGCCUCAGUUGUACUUAUUGGGCCAGGGAGCUGUUUCCUGAGAGGUCUGCUGCCCUAAGAGGAACCCUGGGUGUUGGGUGAGCUGUGAUUGUCUGGUUUUCACUGUUUGUUUAAAGGGACAGUAUGUAGUCACUUUUCCACAGAGUGGGGGCUGGGGGUGGAGGUGCUCUGUGUUCAUAACUCAGUUUGUUUUGCACGAUGUAAAAAGGCC